ACUGCUGAAGCCUGAGGAGAGGAGGAAACGUUCAGCUGAUCUGGGAGUUACACUUAGUAUAUAUUUAUCCCUCCCUUCUCCAUUUCAUGGAAUCACUAGCUGGGAACACAGAGGGCUUAUGGGAUGCCUUAUAAAGACCUGUCACUGGUGAGGGGAGAGGCAAAGGGAGAUUGGGGACAUUUAGAGACAAGCUAAGAGAAUGAGCAGAUAACAGGAGGAAAAUAAAGAGUCAUUUCACAGACAAGCUGGCCAGCAGUACGCCUCCUGACAUGAGAGGGAGAAUAGAGUCAUCAGAGGGAGAGAAUUAGAAAGGAGGGCGUAGGGACUAGUGCUGUUCUGCUCAUCUUCUCCCCAUCACACACAGGCAUCAGCAGUACCCAAGCCUAGCGACCCAGCAAUCUGCACUGAAAAUAUGUUGCCUGGUCUGGGGGACGCAGCUGAGGCAGGACCCGAGAGCAGCCAUGACCCUGCUCAAAGCCCUGGAGAGAAGCAGAAAUGGGAAGAAGCCAAAGCAUUUUACGAAAACCUAACCCCAACCAAGAAACCAAAAUCGCCAAAGCCAUACAAUGCAAUAACUAUUGCUGUUUCUUCACGGGCACUUUUCCGUAUGGAAGAAGAAGAAAAAGUUUUUGAGGAACAUGGACUAGAAGAAUAUGUUAAAUAUCAACUGGAGCAUGAGAAUGAGCCAUUUAAACCAGGAGCAGCAUUUCCCUUUGUUAAGGCCCUGGAAGCUGUAAACACUCAGCUACGUGAGCUAUACCCAGACAGUGAACAUCUGUUUGAUAUAGUUCUCAUGACUAACAACCACGCACAAGUUGGAGUCCGACUCAUUAAUACCAUAAACCACCACAACCUGUUUAUUGAGCGAUUCUGCAUGACUGGGGGGAACAGCCCUAUUGGCUAUCUAAAAGCAUACCAUACAAACCUAUAUCUCUCAUCUGAUGCUCAAAAAGUACAGGAGGCCAUAGAAGAAGGUAUUGCUGCUGCAACCAUUUUCAACCCAAGUCACGACGUGUCUAUAAAUGAAGAACAGCUCCGAGUGGCAUUUGAUGGAGAUGCCGUUCUGUUUUCUGAUGAGUCAGAGCAAAUUGUGAAAGAGCAUGGCUUGGACAAAUUCUUUGAGCAUGAAAAGGCUUAUGAGAACAAACCACUGGCACAGGGUCCAUUAAAGGGUUUUCUGGAAUCCCUAGGAAAAUUACAGAAGAAAUUCUAUCAAAAGGGAAUGAGAAUGAACUGCCCAAUACGCACAUACUUGGUUACUGCGCGAAGUGCAGCCAGUUCUGGGGCACGAGCCCUAAAGACCUUACGUAGCUGGGGCCUUGAGACUGAUGAGGCUCUGUUCUUGGCUGGAGCACCAAAAGGACCUCUGCUGGAAAAAAUCCGUCCACAUAUAUUCUUUGAUGAUCAGAUGUUCCACAUAGAAGGAGCCCAAGAGAUGGGAACUAUAGCAGCACAUGUCCCUUAUGGUGUGGCGCAAAAGCACAAGCAUAAAAACACCAAGUGAGACUGAUGUAAAAUCUUGUCCUCUUUUCCUCACCACCAUGGAAAAAUCCAUCUUAUAUCCUACAUACAGAACUUUUACAAAUUUCAGAGCUAUAUAUUGCUCUGUACAAUUAAGCAGGGAAUAUAGUCAGAAUGUCUAUGGUAAAAAAAAAAAAAAAAAACUGUGACUAAUGGGGCUAUUUGUUGUGAAGUUAUUUAGGAAUGUAAAAAAUGGAAGCCCAGGAUGUUAGUGCAUCUAUAGAUGCCAUAACAAAUAGAAGUUAGUGAGUGUGUGUGUAUUAUGUACUAUAUGCUAAUUAAAGUGCCAAAGUGCCUGUUUUUCUCUGGAUGUGUGCAGGUGUAAACUGCAGCCACCGGGGGCAGUAGAUUGUUUGAGGCUUUAGGGGCCUUAAUUAGCAUAUGACAUAACAAGACUGGUACUCACAGUUCUGGGAUCUGUGGGAGUUCUUUUGGUGCAUGCUCAUGCUAUCAGUUAGGAUGGCUUUACAUGCUUCAAUAUGGUAUUCAAAAAAAUAAAUAGUGUUUACAUGUGGAGGUUUCUUGAUAUUGCAAUUAUACUGUAUCUGUAGUCACAUGGUAAAGGGGUGAGACAGCAACAUCUAGACCAGUGGCCCCCAAGCAGUGGCUUGGGAGCCACAUAUGGCUCCUGACCCCAUUCUGUGUGGCCCACUAUAUGAUUCCUGAGUUAUUCCUAUAUCUCCACUAAACAAUGGCAAUUUGGAUGGUAUAAUACAAAUUUGUGAUUUCUUGUGUAUCUACAUUUAAAAGAUAUUUCACAUUCAGUCGAGCGGAUCCACAGCAUAUUAUACGUUGCGGAUCCACCGCCGUAGGACCCCUACAGGGUGCCUCAGAUGUGCCUGCUCGGAGUGGCAAUACGGCGCUACGAACAGCCACACUGCUGCAAUGUGCGAGUCGCCGCACAUGCGCUGUGUACUUGCACACAUAGCGGCCACUCCCCCUGCUCCCUGAGCUAGGCCGAGAGUAGCAGCGAUGAGCGAGUAUACUGCGCAUGCGCGCGGCGACUCGCACAUCGCAGUGUGUCUGCUCAUAGCGGCGUAUUGCCGCUCUGAGCAGGCACAUCUGAAGCACCCUGUAGGGGUUCCUUCCGUGGCGGAUCCGUAACGUAAAAUACGCUGCCGAUCUGCUCAUCUGAAUGUACCCUUACAAUGGCUUAUGAUGGUGUAAAAAUAAUAAAAACGUUAUACAGGUACUUGCCUCCUUCAGUUCUCCACAGCCACUGCACUGAUACUCCCAGGCCUCCAUUGGUCUAUGUUUCUUCUUCUAGGUUGUGUGUCACUCAGCCAACCAGUGACUGAGUUACGGUCACUUAUUGGACAGGUCCUGUGGAGGACGAGCAGUUGAGGGGACUGGAGGAGGUGAGUAUGGUAUGUUUAUUAUUUUUACAUCACUUUCAGCAAAAUAAAAAAAGUUUUAUAUGCCUCCCCAUCAUUGCUCAAAGUUUAAUGGCCUCUGGUCUAGAUCAUUGAUCAAUUGCAUUUACACCCAACCGCAUAUCUUAUUAUCUGCAAUUGUGACUCUGACAUCCAAAACAGUCAUGUACGAGUAUUUAAAUGUUGAGACAGUUGUAAGCCACAAUUGUAAUUAUCUGUAUCACUACACAUUAUAAAGGUUUGUGAAGGUACCUUUACUUAUAUUUGAAAGGGCAUCUCAUAAAUGUUAGGGUGCAUUCACAUCAUGAUUUUACCAUCCUACUUCUUCUCACGAUUUUUAAACUUUGAAAUCGUACAAAUCUGCAUGCCAAGUCGUAUCCAUUGACUUCCAUUCAUUAAUGAUAGACAACAAAGCAUCAGUUUUGAUCCGCAUCUGAUUUUUGCACGAUUUAAGAUCGGAGGUAAAAUCGUGGUUGACCACGAAAUCGCAUGGAAUCCACGAAAUCGCAUGGAAUCGUGUGACUGUGCGAUUCUAACAGAUUAAUCGCAAACAAUUUUUUUCUAAGCAUGCGCAGUAGACUUCAAAACACAUACAAUUCAAAUAUGUAAACUUUACUCCCAUUGGCAUAAAUAUAAAUUUUAAAAACAGGAUAAGAUUUUUAUUGAAAAUCGGAUGGAAUUUUCAUCUGUACGAUUUUUGGAUACGAUUUUAAAUCGGAUAGCAAAGAAAUUUUUAUGUGGUGUGAACCUAGCCUUACUAACACUGUCAUAUCAUAUUACAGAAUCCUUAGAAUUUUAUGUGUCUUCAUUAAGGCUUUACAUGUCUUUAAGUGUGUUAAUGUUUGUGGUUUUUAUAUCUGCGUGCUGCGCAUUUGAGUUUCUGGAACAAUUGUGUAAAUUCAGUGCAGGGAUUUUGUGUGCCUAGCCCACUAGUGUAACAUUUUGUGACAAUAUUAUUUACCUUUUUAAAAGUGUGGUAGCUUUUAUUUAACUUUUUGGUGCCUAAUACAAUUGAUUCACUUACGUACAAAAGUAACAUGAAAUGGAUCCUGUUCAAUAUGAACCCUAAAAUAAAAAUAACUCAUAACAAAAUCAUAGUUUGACACAACAAAUGUGUUAAAGAGGGUCUCAUCCCCGACAAGCCCUUUUAGUAUGCAACCACUGCGGCGAUCGGCUGAUCACUGCAAGUUUGGCUCCCAAACAACAGGAAGCCUGUAGAAGAAAUGUAGUAUUAUGUGUCAGCCAUUUAAUUGAAUGGCUGCUCCUGCAAUAUA
Hyla sarda is the source of this 4168-nucleotide messenger RNA. RefSeq names its product 5'-nucleotidase, cytosolic IA (gene NT5C1A). The record is from RefSeq and is a predicted model, not a curated record. Gene Ontology annotation, biological process: nucleotide metabolic process; adenosine metabolic process. Bases 413 to 1504 code for a protein of 363 amino acids. NCBI's taxonomy places the organism in Eukaryota, Metazoa, Chordata, Amphibia, Anura, Hylidae. The transcript is spliced from 6 exons. Gene Ontology annotation, molecular function: 5'-nucleotidase activity; nucleotide binding; magnesium ion binding. Gene Ontology annotation, cellular component: cytosol; cytoplasm.